Molecule: messenger RNA, 468 nt
Organism: Coffea arabica (coffee)
Lineage: Eukaryota; Viridiplantae; Streptophyta; Magnoliopsida; Gentianales; Rubiaceae
Biological process (GO): electron transport chain
Molecular function (GO): electron transfer activity; 2 iron, 2 sulfur cluster binding
Source: RefSeq, a predicted model, not a curated record
AUGUCAAGCUCAAACCUUAAACUUCCUGCGAGCUGUGUGUCCAGAAACCCACCCCUUAACCAAAUUAAGAGUCCCUUUCUCAAGAGUCCCUCAUCCUUAGGAUCCGUAAGCAGCAUCUGUAAAGUCCGUGGUCUGAAGGCUAUGUCUGCCUCUGGUUUCCGGGCAUCUGCCAUGGCAGUAUAUAAAGUAAAACUGAUUCAACCUAAUGGUGAGGAAUGUGUGCUCGAUGUGCCAGACAACGCGUACAUCUUGGAUGUAGCAGAGAAUAAGGAAAUAGAUAUACCAUUUUCUUGCAGGGCUGGUGCGUGCUCCUCUUGCACAGGCAAGAUCGUUUCAGGAUCUGUUGACCAAUCUGAUGGAUCAUAUCUUGAUGACAGUCAAAUUAAAGCAGGAUAUGUGCUGACUUGCAUUGCUUAUCCGACUUCAGAUUGCGUGAUUUUAACUCACAAGGAGCAGGAACUUUUCUGA